Messenger RNA from Lachancea lanzarotensis, 1074 nucleotides. RefSeq names its product LALA0S04e02256g1_1 (gene AAH1). The transcript has a single exon. The record is from RefSeq and is a predicted model, not a curated record. The coding region runs from base 1 to 1074 and encodes 357 amino acids. Gene Ontology annotation, biological process: adenine catabolic process; purine ribonucleoside monophosphate biosynthetic process; hypoxanthine salvage. Gene Ontology annotation, molecular function: adenine deaminase activity. Gene Ontology annotation, cellular component: nucleus; cytosol. NCBI's taxonomy places the organism in Eukaryota, Fungi, Ascomycota, Saccharomycetes, Saccharomycetales, Saccharomycetaceae.
AUGGCCGUUUACGAGUGCAACAACACGUUCCGCGAUUUCUUGCGUGAGCUACCCAAAUGCGAACAUCAUCUUCAUCUGGAAGGUACAUUGGAACCGGAUCUCUUGUACCCACUGGCACGCAGAAAUAACGUGAAGCUACCAGAACAGUUCCCAAAGACCGUUGAGGAACUGGAGAACAGAUACAAACAGUUCAAAGAUCUACAGGACUUUUUGGAUUUCUACUAUAUUGGAUGUGAGGUCCUUUUGCAGGAGGAAGACUUUUUCGAUUUGGCAUGGGCUUAUUUCAAACGCUCCCGUUCGCAAGGUCUAAAACACGCAGAGGUUUUCUUCGAUCCACAAAGUCACACCUCGCGUGGCAUCAGCAUUGAAACGGUGGUGAAGGGCUUUCAAAGAGCGUGCAUCAAGGCUCAACAGGAACUGCAGAUCUCUUCCAAGCUGAUCAUGUGUCUGCUGCGCCAUCUGCCUGUCGAGGACUGCAAGGCAACACUAGAAAGCGCACGAGUGUUGUUCGAGACACAGCAAUUACACGGAUUGGGUCUGGAUUCUGCGGAAAAACCUUUCCCUCCCGAACUUUUCACCGAAUGCUACGAAACCGCUCGUUCUUACCACCCUGACAUAAAGCUUACGGCGCAUGCCGGUGAAGAAGGUGACGCCUCAUACGUUCUAAAAUCGCUGGAUUUGUUGAAAACGUCGCGAAUUGACCAUGGAGUUAGAUCCGCGGAGGAUCCAGAACUGAUGGCCCGUUUGGCUCGUGAGCAAAUCAUGUGUACUAUAUGUCCACUAUCCAGUGUAAAGCUGCAAGUGGUUCAGGAUGUGCGCGAACUGCCAUUUGCACAAUUUUUGGACGCUGGAAUACCUUUUUCUAUCAAUUCAGAUGAUCCUGCAUAUUUUGGAGGCUAUAUCCUCGACAACUAUGUGGCUGUGCAAACUCGGUUCAAUUGGACUUUGAACGUUUGGAAGAAAGUGGUACAGCAAUCCGUGAAUGGCUCGUGGUGCGAGGAGAAACGUAAAAAGGAACUGCUAUUGGAGCUCGAUGCAGUCAUGACCAAAUACGAGGGUAUUCUCGAGAAAUAA